This is a messenger RNA of Aspergillus uvarum CBS 121591, 1365 nucleotides long. RefSeq lists its product as uncharacterized. Bases 1 to 885 code for a protein of 294 amino acids. The record is from RefSeq and is a predicted model, not a curated record. Lineage: Eukaryota; Fungi; Ascomycota; Eurotiomycetes; Eurotiales; Aspergillaceae. The transcript has 2 exons.
AUGGCGACUACGCGUGCUGACGAGGAUGACGCUGCUGCUUCCUCUUCGACCUCCUCUGCCGCCACCACCACCACUGCCCCCGCCAACUACGGCAACUAUGGCAACUAUGGGGACUAUGGCAGCUAUGGUAACUACCAGAACUACAAGCGUGAUGCCGAUGCCUCCAGCACCUCGACCACCACCACCACUGCCCCCGCCAACUAUGGCAACUAUGGUAACUAUGGCGACUACGGCAGCUACGGCAACUACCAGAACUACAAGCGCGAGGACGAUUCGACCACCGCUGCUCCUGCCACCACCGCCCCCGCCAGCUAUGGCAACUACGGCGACUACGGCAACUAUGGAAACUACCAGAACUACAAGCGUGAGGAGGAGGAGUCCACCACCUCCGCUGCUGCUGCCAGCACCACCACCGCCGCGCCGGCCAGCUACGGCGAGUACGGGAACUACGGCACCUACGGCAACUACGGCUCGUACAAGCGCGACGAGCAGCCCGAGGAGGAGAAGGAGGGAGCCUCUAGCACCACCGAGGCUGCCCCCACCACCACCACUGCCCCCGCCAGCUACGGCGACUAUGGCAACUACGGCAACUACGGUAACUACCAGAACUACAAGCGCGACGAGAGCUCCUCCAGCACUACGAGCGCCGCCGCUACCACUACCACCACGACUGCCCCAGCCAGCUACGGCGACUACGGCAACUACGGUACCUACGGGAACUAUGGCUCGUACAAGCGCGACGAGCAGCCCGCCGCCAAGGCGGAGGAGGACGCCUCUCCCGCGACCUCGACCGCCACGGCGAGCGCCACCACCGCCUCAGCCGGCUACGGGGACUACGGCAACUACGGCAACUACGGCAACUACGGGACUUACCAGAACUACUGAAUUCUGACGCGUUCAAGGGAUGAACUAGUUGCACGGGGGAUACGAACCUAAUGAUGGUGUGAAAUUGCUCUUCCGGGGGUAGGACAUGACAAGGGACUCACUCGGAACGAUGACACGACCCGUCCAGAUGUACGCCGUUCUCGAUGCACUGUGCACAUCAGGGAACAGAAGGUCGAUCCUGGUAAUGUGGAUCGCAGAUGCUCGGGUCUUUCUUUCUUUUUCUUCUGUAUUUAGCUUAGACUCGCAAGCAUUGGAUAUUGAAUUGAACGUUGAUGAUACGAGACAAGUAGUACUGUGCAGUACCUUUUCUGAUGAUUGUCGGUCGAUGCUGGCCGGUCAUGGCUGUGUCACGUGACUGGGCUGUGGCCCACCACGAUGCUGGCUCCCGUUGCUUUCGGAGCUGCAUGGUGGGAUGCAUCAGCUUCAUGAUUCUAUUUUGUGGAGGGUGUCAGCUCAGCUUGGUUCAUGGUUGACUUGUGC